CUCGGUAGUGCCGCUGCCGCCCCUGCGAGCCCACAGUGCCGCCUAGGGACCGGAGGCCGUCUGUCAGCGGCAGGCGAGUGCAGGGAACCUGAGCUGCGUCUCCCCUGCUCCGCACCAAGCGGGGGUUGGGAGUCGUUUGAGGCGCGAGCUUCCUGUGCUUACUUACAAGCUUAAUCCGCUGCGGGGUCCGUGGGCGGCCACGUACUGUGGCGUGCACCGCCUCAAGCAUGCUUGGCCGCCCUCCUGGCCACCCUGGACUUGGGUGCCAGUGCUUGCCUGCACGUUGAUUGUCACUUCUUGAAAGCCACCGCCACUAUCAAGAUAAUCUAAACAUAUGCCUGCAGCUUAACUACAGAAAGUGAGGAAGAAAUAAAAGAUUCCCAAGAUGAAGAUUCUCCGGAAGGGGCUUUGAGUUAAAGAAGGCUUUUUAUACUUGAAAGGUGUUGUCAUCUAAUGAAGAACACUGAAACAGCAGAUUGACCUUGGAACAGCUAGAUUAGAGGUUUAGAAAAGAAAGUUAAAAUUAGUCACUUUGGUUUUUAGUGUUCCAACUUCAUAAUAUUUAUUCUUUAUUCUAAAUAGAUUUAGGGAGUAGAAGUUAAAAUUCAGUGCUAUACCAAAGGAAGCACUUAUAUUUGUUCUGUUUUUUUUUCUUUUUGUAUGAGAGAAGAAGGUAGAUAACCAAGAGAUAUAGUGAUUUAUAAUGAAAUAUACUAAGUUGAAUUUUGUGAUGUCAGUUCUUGGCAUUAUAAUCUAUAUAGCUGAUUUAAUUGUGGACAUCUGGGUGACUGUCAGGUUUUUCCACGAAGGACAAUAUGUUUUUGGUAUUUUAACAGUAGGCUUUAUGCUCUUUGGAACACUUGUGGUACAGUGUUUUAGUUAUUCUUGGUUCAAGGCUGAUUUAAAGGAAGCAGGCCAAGAAAUCCAGCAUUGUUUUCUUCUACUUCAUUGCUUGCAAGGAGGAGUUUUUACACGGUAUUGGUUUGCCUUGAAGAAGGGUUAUCAUGUGGCUUUCAAAUAUAGCAGCAAAACUGAUAACUUCGUGGAAGAACAAAUUGAUCCUCAUAAAGAAAUUAUAGAUAGAGUGACAGAUUUGAGCAUGCUAAGGCUCUUUGAGACCUACCUGGAAGGCUGCCCACAACUUGCUCUUCAGCUCUACAUUCUUCUGGAACAUGAGCAAGCAAAUUUCUCUCAGUGGUGAUCACAUAACAAGGAGAAGAGAGAAAGGUCAACGGAAAGACGAAGACUAAGAGGAAACUAGGGGAACAGAAGAAGUACUGGCUGCGAGUGGGUUUCCAUUUUGAUCCCUGAGGGACAAUCCAUGGAACUUUGUAUGCUUUUGGAGUGAGGUCGGUUGCUAGAGACGAGAUGUGCUAUGUAGAAUGUUUAGGAGACUUUCCUGAGAGAUUCUUUGAGAUGCAUAUUUGCCGGCUGGAGAAGACAUCAGUCUUUUGUAACGUUGGCUUGAUUUUGGAAGUUUGAUAUGAAAGAAAGACCUGAAGAUAUGCAAAGGAUAAACUCAGACCAGUACCAUAUGGGCUAAAUUCUGACCAAUGAGCCAUGGACUGAAUUAAAAGGGGAGAGCUGCACUGCCUUUUCUCCCUUUGGGAUUUGACCGUGAGAUGAGGCUGAGGAACAAGAUGGCCAUCUACUUAUUGUCUUUUGAUACAGCAAGAAGGCAGCUGUCUGCAAACCAUGAAGAAGGCUCUUACCGGGAGCAGAAUCUGCUGAUACCUUGAUCUUGGAUUUCCAGCCUCCAAAAUGAGAAUUGAAGACAAAGAUACAAGGACAAAUCUGUUCAUUUGAAAAAUACUUGGAGUGCGAUAAAAGUCAUGUCACAGCUAGAAUGUCUCUUCACGCAUUCUCCUGGGAAGACAUUAAAGAAUGUACAAGCUGUGGAAAUAGGCUGGAUUUCUUCAUUUCAGAUGUAAAAUGAAGAUAUGAGGAACCCCAACUGUUGGCAGUGUCUGCUCCUGGCCUCCAAACAUUGACAUCAUCCUGGCUCUGUGAUCCAGAAGCACCCCAAGCAGCUGAUCCACCUUCUGACUUAGGGUCAGGAGGUAAACAGUAGCCUAAUGCUAUGUCACAGUGACUACAUCAUUCACCUCAUUUCACCUCAUCACGUUGGCAUUUUUUCCAUAGCACAUGAUCACAAGAAGAAGGAAUGAAAAUAUUUAUACCUGGCAUGCCUGCUUGAAUGAAAUUACUCAUCAUGUAAAAGUAGAGGUAAUUAGCAUGUAACUGCACCCGGCAGAAGGGAAAUAACCCUGAACAAGACAGCUUGACUCCUGUCACGGUGGAGCCUACAGUCUCUUGGAAGAGAUGAUGGAUGUAAAACUACUUUGUCAGUUGCAAAGAGGUUCUAAGAAGGAAGCAGUAGAAGAGUUGUUGGCUGCAUGGUGAUAGAAUCGGAUACUGAAGGAUUUCUGGAUAAUCUCUGAGUGCUGAGGCUGUCCUGCCACUCUGAGAGGCAGGGAGUAGGUGGCUAUUUCUAAAGCUGCCACAGAAGAUGUCCCAGCUUGAAUGCACAACCGUUGUGAAACUUGAUCCAAGUUCUUCAUUUCCAAAAGGACAAUAUUGUGAGGAGUGGAGAACAAUGAAGGUGGACGCACUCCUCAGGGUGCCGGGCCCAUGACAACUGGUAGGAGAUGUUCUCCGAAUCUCAGUUCUGUCCCUGGCCUUUGCCCUGAGUGAAGCAGGGGAAGCUCUCCCACGGCUGCACCUGAGCAAGUCCUCCUUGGCAAGAAUGAAGUUGAAAACUUAUUUCAGUUGGGAAUAGAAAAAACACAAACAAUGAAGCGCAAUAAAACAAAACAAAAACUCGGUUAAGAAAUGACCCUGAGGCAAAGUCUUAAAUCUUAAAGGUCAACAGGUGAUGUCUCAUUUUCCCUGCUGACACUAAGAGUGAGAGCCCGGCCUCCAGUGUCUCUGAAGCUGCACUGCUGUUGACCAUGAUGGCUAUUGAAGUUGACUGUGGGCCUGAAGGAACAUAAAGAAGAUGGGCUACCUCUUAAACUCCUGGCUACCUCUGCUCCCCCUGCAGUCACAAGUUCUUUGUUUAUCUUUUCUUUUGGAACCCUGGGAAAAGUAUAUCAAAGUGACUGGAUUUGCCAAAAUUUGUGCACUUAGCAGCUGGCGCUGUGACAAAUGCCUGCAGAGAAGAGAAAAGAUUCCUGUGUUUCUGAGUGUUAUUUUCUCCCUUGAGAGGUUUCCAGAGACUUGAAAGGAGGGCCGUGCCGAGGAACUGAUUAAAUUUGCUCAUAUGAAAAUUGAAAGUCGGUGUGAACAACCCGCUCUCUCUGCCUCUGCUCCCGGCCCAGCAGCCCAGGUAACCAGGGCUCCUUAUCACAGAGACGAGGGCUGGAUGCCAGCGCAGCCCCCGUCCCCUAAUACCUGGCAAGCGGAGGGCUGUUCCCUGUGGUCUCCAUUGUUUAGUCUGGUUGAAUUUUAAAACAUGCUUCAGAAAGAGAGUGGUCCAGAUUUCCUUGAGGAGUUCUCUUCAUAGAUGAAAACUUGUUCGGCUAAUAAGUUGAAGAUUUCUUUUGCUUCAGCUCAUCCUAUUAUUUUGAGACAGUCUUGCCUCUUCUGUGCUUUGUGGUCUUAGGAAAUUAUUCAGUUCUCCAGUUUCUCCACAUCUGAAGAGGGGGAUUGUAUCAUUAUUAAAAUACUGUUUGGAGACGACGGGAAAGAGCUGGGGCCACAGCAAGUGUUUAAACCAUCCGCUCCAGGACUAGUUCCAUGUGGCCUCAAUAUUACUUCAGAAAACUCGAGGUUUUCAGAAUCUGAAGAAAGCCCUGGCGAAUCUUGCGGUUGGCUUGCUCUGUUGUGGAGAUGCUGUGCUCAGGACCGCGAGGAGAAUCUGGGCGCUGAGCCUGGUGGGACCUUCUGACAUGAAGCCUUGACCGAACUGAGAAGCUCCUCGGUAUUGGAGAUGGAACAUUUCCUCCUCUCAACUUAUGGGGAGGAUGGCGAGGGAGCUCACAGCUGGGCUUUUGCACACACGCGCACCUCAUUUGUCUUCCUUUAAUAAGGCAGAAGAGGAGAAGCCACAGAAGAGCAGAAGGCCAGUGGAGACAGAGGCAGAGAUUUCAGUGAUGCAGCCACAAGCCAAGGAAGGGAUGCCUGGACCCACCAGAAGCUGGAAGAGGCGAGAAGGAUUCUCCCCGAUGCCUUCAGAGGGAGCAGGGCCCUGCUAACACCGAUUUCAGACUUCUGGCCUCCAGAACUGUGAGAGAAUAAAUUUCUGUUGUUUUAAGCCUCCUAGCUAACUCGUGGUGAGUUGUUGUGGCAA
Molecule: messenger RNA, 4291 nt
Organism: Camelus dromedarius (Arabian camel)
Lineage: Eukaryota; Metazoa; Chordata; Mammalia; Artiodactyla; Camelidae
Gene: XKR9
Product: XK related 9
Exons: 23
Coding region: 704-1201 (165 amino acids)
Biological process (GO): phosphatidylserine exposure on apoptotic cell surface; engulfment of apoptotic cell; apoptotic process involved in development
Cellular component (GO): plasma membrane
Source: RefSeq, a predicted model, not a curated record